Messenger RNA from Funneliformis geosporum, 2940 nucleotides. The record is from the annotation of a GenBank genome assembly. NCBI's taxonomy places the organism in Eukaryota, Fungi, Glomeromycota, Glomeromycetes, Glomerales, Glomeraceae.
AUGAAACAAAGAUUUUCAGCACUCGACAUCCGAGCAACAGUGUCCGAUUUGAGGGAAAGGCUGGUUGAUCUUAGGUUACAGAAUAUCUACGACAUAAACCCAAAAACUUAUCUUCUUAAAUUUUCAAAGCCGGAUAGAAAGGAACUUUUGUUGAUUGAAUCUGGAAUCCGAAUUCAUACAACGCAAUUUUCUCGUGAUAAGUCGAUAACUCCAUCGACGUUUUGUAUAAAGUUGCGAAAACACAUUAGAACAAGAAGACUCAUCAAUGUCAGACAACUCGGUGUUGAUAGAAUUAUUGAUUUUGAAUUUGCGGGUGCUACAGAAGGCUCCACAUAUCAUAUUAUAGCUGAAUUUUACGCAUCGGGUAAUAUUAUUUUUACCGAUCAAGAUUAUAAUAUUUUGACUUUGAUACGUAUCGUUCAACAUGAGCAAAUGAUAGUUGGUCAAAAAUAUAAUGUUAACACCGUUGCGCGUGUUGCUGAACCAGUAACACGAUCACGAUUACAAGAAGCAUUAACUACUUCAUCUAAUAAAGAAGCCAAAGAACCACUAAGAAAGAUUUUAAAUAAUAGGUUGAGUUAUGGACAGGCGCUGACUGAGCAUGCGAUUCGUUUUGCUCAAUUGGAUCCUAAUAUGAAAGUUGGAACAAUAGUAAUUUCUGAUGAUUCGGAGCAUUUUAUUGCAUUAGAAACAGGAUUUAAAGAUGCAGACCGUAUUUUAGAAGAAAGUGCAAAAACUAAGCAAAAGGGAUAUAUAAUCAUGCUUCAUCAUUCGGAACAUACUUCUACAGCAGGUGAAAGUUCACAACAAGAUGAUGAAUGGGAUACCUAUGAUGAGUUCCAUCCCUUUCUUUUCGAACAACAUAAAUCUAAAUCAUAUAAAGAAUUCGAUUCGUUUGAUUUAGCGGUUGAUGAAUAUUAUUCUUCUAUGGAAAGUCAAAAAUUAAUUAUUAAACAGAGAAAUCAAGAGAAAGCUGCGUUAAAGAAAUUGGAAGCUAUCAAAAAAGAACAAUAUUCGCGCGUUGAAAAUCUUCAAAAUGCUCAGUUAUCAAAUAUUCGCAAAGCUAGAUUAAUUGAGAGUAAUGUGGAUAUGGUAGAUCAAGCAAUUUUGGUUAUAAGAAAUGCAAUUGCUACUUCUAUAGAUUGGAAAGAUUUGGAAAAUUUAGUACUAGAAGAAAAAAAGAAAAAAAAUCCUUUAGCAGAAGUAAUCGUUGGAUUUAAAUUGGAAUCAAACCAGAUCACCUUAUUAUUAAGAGAAUACGAAAAUGAUGACGAGGCAUUUUAUGAUUCUUCUGAUACCGAAUCCGAAAAUGAAAACAAUACACUCCAACCAACAGUACAAGAAAAAGUUGAUGUUGACAUUUAUUUGUCGGCAUUCGCGAAUGCAAGAAAGUACUAUGAUGUUAAAAAGCAAUCUGCAUCUAAACAAGUGAAAACUUUAGCUGCAGCUGAUAAAGCCUUCAAAAGUGCUGAACAGAAAAUUAAACAAGAUCUUAAGGAGACAAAAAUUACAGCGUCUAUCAAUAAGAUCCGUAAACCUUUUUGGUUUGAAAAGUUUUUUUGGUUCAUUUCUUCAGAAAAUUAUCUUGUUAUUGCUGGACAUGAUAUGCAACAAAAUGAGCUUAUAGUUAAAAAACAUCUUCGUAAAGGUGAUUUGUAUGUUCACGCUGAUUUACAUGGUGCUGCAUCAGUUGUUAUUAAAAACCCUAAUGAGGGUCAACCAAUACCCCCGAGCACACUUUUUCAAGCCGGAAUCAUGUCCGUUUGUCAAAGCAAAGCAUGGGAGGCUAAAAUAAUAACAAGCGCCUAUUGGGUUAAUGCAGAUCAGGUUUCCAAAACCGCUCCGACAGGAGAAUAUCUCACGACGGGUUCUUUUAUGAUUCGAGGUAAAAAGAAUUUCUUGCCCCCGGUUCAAUUAGUUUAUGGUUUUGGUUUACUUUUUCGAUUGGAUGAACAAAGUAUUGCAAACCAUUUGCAUGAACGUCGUCCAAUAAGAAAUGAAGAGGAAGUGGAAGUGGACGAUAAUAUUCAAGCACCAAAAGAAGAACAAGAAAUCAAGGAGGAAUCAUUGAAUGGUGACGAUAUAAACACUCCUGGUUCUGAUGGAUCUAGUGAUGACACAUCGCCUGCUAAAAAAGUACAAUAUAUUGAUAAAUCGAAAUGGGACAAAUAUAAUUUGGAUGAAUAUGGUGUAGAUCAAGACGAAGCAGUUCAAGGGAGUGAAAAGCUAGCCACUAAAAAAAAAUAUAUAUCAGUUAAAGAAAGAAAAGUUUUGAAAAAGCAAAAACAAGUUAUCAUAGGAGAUACCAGUUUUGAAGGAUUGGAUAGUAAUCAACAAACUAAUAAGAAAGAUUCAAACGUUGCGGGUAAAGAAAAGUCAAAUAAAGCUCCAAAAAAUAAAGGAAAGAAAGGCAAAAAAGAAUCUAUAAAUCAAAAUGCAUCAAAACCAAAUAAUAGAGAAAAAAAUAUAUCAUCACCUUGCCGUAUUGAAAGUCAAGAUAUAUCUUCACAUAAUCCAGAAGCCGAACAAGAUUUUAAUGAGCAGGAAUUAGUAUGUUUUAAAAAUAUUUGUUUUUUGACGGUAUUAGAUACAUUGACAGGAUUACCACUACCCGAAGAUAAUUUACUUUUCGCUGUCCCAGUUUGUGCACCAUAUAUUUCUUUACAAAAGUACAAAUACAAGGUCAAAUUAACUCCUGGACAAACGAAGAAAGGAAAAGCAUGUAAAACAGCAACAUCAUUCUUUUUAAGCGAUCCACAAUUGACGCCACGAGAAAAAGAACUUAUAAAAAGUGUGCCUGACACAGAAAUGAUAUCAGUAAUGUUGGGUAAAUGUAAAGUAUCAGCACCAAAUAUUGAACAAGCUAAAAAAGUUGCAAAGAAAGCUGCAAAAGUAGCAUCAAAAGAAGCAGCAGCUAGUCGAAUAAAAUCAAACGCCUAG